AUGGAAGCAAUGCAGUUGCUUGCCGCCGUUCUCGCCGUGCUCGCUUUAUUCCUCGCCGCUUACUGGCGACCCCGCAGCAGGUAUGUCCACACUACCAGACCAAUGCCUGUAAUAAUUGAAGUAGGAGACCCCGACGUCGCCCGGGCCCUGAUGUUCGACCACGCCGACUUCUUCUCCAACCACCCCGACGCCGCCCUCGGCAUCGACUUUGACGCCGGCCAGCCGAAGACCGAAAGCAUCACCUUUGCACCCUACGGCACGCUCUGGAGCGCACUCCGGCGCAACCUCACCGUUAACAUCCUGCACCCCUCGCGCCUCGGCCACCACGUGGAGCCGAUCCAGCGGGACGCCGCGGAGGCCCUCGUCGCCGAUCUCUCCACCCGGGUGGUCGGCGCCGGCGAGGAGGUGGCCAUUCGCGAGCGCGUGUACGCCGCGGUGUUCGGGACGAUGGCGCGCCUGUGCUUCGGCGACGGCGUCGGCGAGCGCGACGUCGCCGUCAUGCGGCGCACGCUGCACGACUUCUUCCACUCCAACGUGGACAUCAAGCUCCUAGCGAGGUCCAGGCUGGCGAGGCUGGUGCGCUGGCGGCAGUGGAGGUACAUCAUCGGCAUGCGCCGCCGGCUGGCCGAGGUCUUCGGCCCCGUCGUGGAGGCACGGAGGCGGCAGUCUCGGCGCAGCGACGGCGGCGGUGGGAGCUUCUCGUCGUACCUCGAUUCUCUAAUCGACCUUCGCGUCCCCAACGACAGCGACGAUUCCGAGACCGGCGGCGGCUUGGGCCUCGGCGCCCGGCGCAUCCUCAGGGACGACGAGGUGGUGAGGCUCGUCUGGGAGUUCCUGGGGUCCAGCACCCAGUCCGUGGUGUCGUGCAUCGAGUGGACGCUCGCCCGCCUCGUCACCGAGCCGGAGGUCCAGAAGAAGCUAUACCACGAGCUCAUUGCCGCCGGCGAUCACCGUAAAGGCCAGGUCUCCGACGAGCGCCUCCAGGAAUUGCCGUACCUGCGCGCCGUCAUUCUCGAGAGCCUCCGGCUGCACCCGCCACUGCCAACCAUCCUGCGCGAGGUCGGGCCAGAGGGCGCUGCGGCCGCCGGAGCGCCACCGCCGCCGCCUGACGGCACGCCGGUGCGGUUCCUGUUCAAUGCAGGACAGAUCGGGAGGGACCGGAAGACGUGGACGGAGGACCCUGACGAGUUCAAGCCGGAGCGGUUCCUCGCCGGCGGCGAAGGGGAGGACGUGAGCCCCUUGCCGGGGCCUAAGAAGAUCAAGAUGAUGCCGUUCGGAGCCGGGCGGCGGCACUGCCCUGGCGCGGGGCUGUCCAUGAUUCACGUCGGGUGCUUCGUCGCCGCGCUGGUGCGCGAGUUCGAGUGGGCGCCGCCGGCUGAUGGCGGUGGCGGCGUUGAUCUCACUGGGACCAAUACGUUGUUCGUGAGGAUGAUGGCGCCGCCGCUGAGAGCGCGAAUAACACCACGCACGUCUCGCUGA
Molecule: messenger RNA, 1479 nt
Organism: Setaria italica (foxtail millet)
Lineage: Eukaryota; Viridiplantae; Streptophyta; Magnoliopsida; Poales; Poaceae
Product: cytochrome P450 89A2
Exons: 1
Coding region: 1-1479 (492 amino acids)
Cellular component (GO): membrane
Molecular function (GO): oxidoreductase activity, acting on paired donors, with incorporation or reduction of molecular oxygen, NAD(P)H as one donor, and incorporation of one atom of oxygen; iron ion binding; heme binding
Source: RefSeq, a predicted model, not a curated record